AUGAAGAUCACUUUCAAGGACCUGAAGCAGCAGAAGUUCUCGCUCGAUGCCGAGCCGACUGAUCUGAUAUCGUCCCUCAAGGAGAAGAUUUCGGCCGAAAAGGGCUGGGACCCCAAGCAUCAGAAGCUCAUCUACUCUGGCAAAAUCCUGAAAGAUGAUGAGACUGUGGCUUCUUAUAACAUCGAGGAGAAGGGGUACGUUGUCUGUAUGGUGAACAAGCCCAAGGAGAAGCCCGCAGCCGCACCAUCCAACGUUCAUGCCACACCAGCUCAGGCUGCCGCCUCUACUCCUGCUGUUCCUCCUGCUCCAUCGCACUCCUCAUCCGCCACCACCGCAGUUCCUUCCACGCCGACUCCACAGCGCAGCACGGAGGCACCCAGCGGCGCCCCUUCGGGUUUGGCCAUGGGGCCUGAGCGUACCGAGGCCAUUGCGAAUAUGGAGGCUAUGGGAUUCGAGAGGAGUCAGAUCGAGGCAGCGAUGCGCGCUGCAUUCAACAAUCCCGACCGCGCUGUCGAGUAUCUUCUGACUGGAAUUCCCGACAACAUCCAACAAGAGCCGCAGCAGAGGCAGGCUGCCGCCGCCCCUCAGGCUCCCCCAGCUGCCUCUGCUCCUUCCGCGCAGGGUGGCGAGGGAGGAAACGUAAAUCUUUUCGAUCUCGCUGCGCAACAAGGAGGCACCGAGCGAUCGGCAUCCUCGAAUCCUUCUGCCACAGCCCAAGCUGGUGAUCUUGGUAACUUGGAUUUCCUCCGAAACAAUGCACAGUUUCAACAGCUGCGACAAGUAGUCCAGCAGCAACCUCAGAUGCUGGAGCCCAUCCUGCAACAGCUCGGCGCUGGAAACCCUCAACUGGCUCAACUGAUCGCCUCCAACCCAGAUCAGUUCCUCCAGCUCCUCGGCGAGGAUGCCGACGAUGACGUUCCUCUCCCCCCCGGUGCUCAGGCUAUUUCCGUUACCGAGGAGGAACGGGACGCGAUCGAGAGGUUAUGCCGACUCGGCUUUGACCGCGACCAGGCCAUCCAGGCCUACUUCGCUUGCGAUAAGAACGAGGAGUUAGCCGCCAACUUCCUCUUCGACCAACCCGAUGAUGAUGAUCAACCCCCUACCAAUUAA
Molecule: messenger RNA, 1110 nt
Organism: Clonostachys solani
Lineage: Eukaryota; Fungi; Ascomycota; Sordariomycetes; Hypocreales; Bionectriaceae
Source: the annotation of a GenBank genome assembly